Diatraea saccharalis (sugarcane borer) is the source of this 2679-nucleotide messenger RNA. Lineage: Eukaryota; Metazoa; Arthropoda; Insecta; Lepidoptera; Crambidae. The record is from the annotation of a GenBank genome assembly.
GCAACAUUAGUUAUCUCAUAUCAAACAAAUGUCAUUCUAUGGAAAUAAAUAAUGGUAAGUAUUGCAAAAUAUUUAGCAAAAUGAAUGAAGAAAUUGAUGAAUAUGAUAUUUAUCAUCAAGACUUUACUACUGUAUCGGAAUGGGAAGUAUUCAUAGCGAGGAUCGAAGAAAUAUUAAAUGAAUGGAGACUUGCAAAAACAAAAAUAGUGAGGUAUCCAACAGUUUCAAAGAAAUGGAUAAGUAAAUCUGAAGAAUUUAGUUUUCAAGGAAUAAAUUUUAAACUCUCAUAUCACGCUUUGGAGCCUGUUUCAAAUGAAGAGAGUACAGAGGAUUCUGAUGGAAAAACAAUAUUCCAAGAGUUGCAGAAUGGUAUCUGGGAUGCCACAUCACAUUUUAUGGACGAGGAUGAUGGUAGUCCUUUUCCCGUAUCGAUCUGGUUUGGCUUAAAACGAUACUUAAUGUUCUGUCCAGAAAUUCCACUUGUAGAUGGUAGUAUUAUAAAAGUAGUUAUGAGUUCAGUGAAUAUUGCUUUUGCAAAUGUAAACUGCGGUGUUCCUUUUUUCGUUAAGAUUAGAGAACAUUGGCAACAUAAUUAUCUGGGAUUUUAUGAAGACAAUGAAUAUAAAACUAGCUUUGACGUUAUAAAUUUGAAACGAAUAUCAAAUCAAUGCUCUCAUCUCACUGGUCUUGUAAGUUUAUUCAAAUCAAAAAUAUCCUCCCCAGUUGCAUUGGAUGCUGUGAUGGUAUCUGCAAAAUUUUCUUAUGAGUUGAAAGAUUCAGAAGCUUUUGCUUGGAGGAAAGUAACACAUUCCAAUGAAUUCUUAUCUGUAGAUGGUUUUGAUGUGAAGAAGUUAAUAGAAUUGCCUUUCGGUUCUGAAAGAAAUCCUGUAGCAAGCAUACUUCUCAAUGCAAUUUGGCCACGGUUUCGGGAGAGUACCAUAGUAGAUUCUUCAACAUUUUCUGACAUUGAUCCAUUGAUGGCCCCAGUUUGGAAAGUUACAUUAAAAUUUAGAGAAAAUAUAGCAUGUCAGUUAUCAGAAACUAUUAGUAAAGUGAUGAAUUUGUUAGAAAACACUGCUUUGAUUAUGGAUACUCUUGGUUUGAGCAGAAGUUUGGGAAUAGUUAAUCCUUUGCAUAAAAUAACAGAAGCCCCUAUAACUAUAUCUAAAUUAGUAAAAGCUGCCAUUGGCCAGAGCAGCAACACCUCGGAGUUCAAAGGGCCAUUACCUGAUGAUUUGUUAAUGCCUCUUUUGUACUAUGUUUUUCCGGAUGCUGUUGAAGAUGACACAUUUAAUUAUCCUAAACAAUUAGAAGUGGAAUUUAAGAGUGAUACAAAUGAAAACAAAUUGUGCAAUUAUGUUAAAACUAGUCCUGAAAGUGGCCUUGUAUGGAGGCUAUCGGUGACAGCAGCUCGGCUUCACGAUGCAGGAGGACUACCUUACUUGGCUCAUUUUUGGUAUGAGUUUGUACAAGAAUUGCAGUAUAGGUGGGAACACAAGAUACAGGUACCAGGCGUGGCAGGCGGCGCACCUAAUGCGCGAACCUGUCUGCUGCAUCAGAAGCUGCAGUUACUGAACUGUUGCAUCCAGCGGGUGGAUAGCUCUACGAACCAGGGCGGUAACUCCUCCGACGAUGAGUUCUAUGACUGUUCCGAUGAUGACGGCACCGACGACCUUCCACCCUGGGACAAGCCCGUGGGACGCCUCCACCGACUUGACAAUGCCACACUCAAAAAUGGCGCACCCCUAUACGUACCACAGACUCAGGACCCCGCCCCGAAGACUGAGGACCAGUUAGAAGAAGACGCUGAAUUAAUGGUGCGCUUGGGAGAUGAUGCUAGAGCAUCAGAACUACGAGCGAGGAUGAUGAGCGCCUCGCUUCUUUCCGACAUGGAGGCUUUCAAAGCCGCCAACCCUGGCGCUGAAUUGUGUGACUUCGUUCAGUGGUACUCCCCUCGGGAUUGGCUCCCAGAUGAAGGCGGUAAAUUAGGAGCUCGUAUGCUCUUACCCGGCAAUCCUUGGGCCGAGACUUGGAGUGUAUCGCGACCGGUACCAGCUGCUCGCCAGCGGCGGCUGUUCGAUGAAACACGUGAGGCAGAGCAGGUGUUGCACUUCCUACGUUCUCGCACAGUGAGUGCUGUAGCCGAACUCCUGCUGCCGGCUAUACUGCGUGUGGCAGCAGCUAAAUGUCACGAGGAGGGUGCACCCCGAGGAAGCGUGUCUGUCGGUGGUGUUGAUAAGAGACGUACUUUCGAAGUGGCCGCUCGUGAAAUAUACGAUGCGGAGAGGGAAGUGUGUAAGUGUUUAUGUGUUCGUACCGUGUUCGGUGACGGUGCUGAAGGUGAGCCACUGGAUGUGGCCGGCAGGUCGAGGGUGUUGAGUGCGGCGGGGGGAGCGUUGCCCUUACCGGCGCGCAAAGAGUUCACCCUCCGGGUAAAGGACUCCGUAGCACCGCAGACUAUGCGCGCCGCUCUCUCCACCGACAUGACCAUAAUAGGAGUUUUCACUGAACGAAUAGUCUGCUUGUAGCAUAGUUCGAAGCUGAUUAAGAAUGUGAACAUACUUUGUCUUCCUUUGCCAUUGACAAUGUUACCGAUCAUUAAAAUAUAUUGUUAGUAGGUAUAUAAAGGUCAGCGAUCAAUUAUUGUUAAAUGAAUCAUAAAUGUAGGUUAUGUUAAUU